CAUUGGUAGAGCAAGUUUAGACGUUUGGCAGACGAGUCGGAAAGAUGAAGUGUUCAACAAACGUUCAGCUCUUCCAAGCCUUGUCGUUAUUUCUUCUUCUAAUUCUUCACAGUUUUUCUCACGCGGCGCCCAUAGAUGGAUUUUCAGCCGAGGAAGAUGAAGAAGCAUAUAAGAGAUCGAUGCUGAUACAGAGGUUAAUGUCGGUGAAAAAACGCUUAGAUUUAGAGACGGAUGUGUGGCCAGAUUACAAAGAUUUAAUGGCGGGUCCACCAUAUUUCAAACAAAAGAGAAACGGCCCGCCCAUACAGGGAAGAUCAGGUGGGAUGUCCCUCUGCCUGUGGAAGGUAUGUCCAGCAGCUCCUUGGCUAGUGUCCAAAAAACGGAUGACGUCAGAAUUUCGAAACCAAAAGUGAAAAACUUAUCGUGAAUGUUAAUACAUUAUCCGACAUGACAAUCAUUGAAUCAGAUUUGGAAUAUCGCUCUAUGUGUGUGUGAAAUAUAAUAUGUAGACAUUGACUACCGCAGAAGAAAUAAAAUAUCUUUUCGUGAAAAGUUGCUUCUUUAACUUGAUUUGUGCGUCAGUUACGUAUACAUAUUACAUAGACUCGUUUUGAAAGGAAAAAUAAAUAAUUAUAGGGGAGCGGAGUGGCGCCCCCUUUUUUCUAUACACAAACGUAUUGUUGCCAUGUUAUGUACGUAAGA
This is a messenger RNA of Gigantopelta aegis, 702 nucleotides long. RefSeq lists its product as uncharacterized. Lineage: Eukaryota; Metazoa; Mollusca; Gastropoda; Neomphalida; Peltospiridae. The transcript has 3 exons. The record is from RefSeq and is a predicted model, not a curated record. Bases 45 to 413 code for a protein of 122 amino acids.